Molecule: messenger RNA, 387 nt
Organism: Dichotomopilus funicola
Lineage: Eukaryota; Fungi; Ascomycota; Sordariomycetes; Sordariales; Chaetomiaceae
Exons: 4
Coding region: 1-387 (128 amino acids)
Source: RefSeq, a predicted model, not a curated record
AUGAAUACGAUCAAAUCCUUUUGGGCGGGCUGGGGCUCAUUGUGUGUCGCCGGCGGCGCGGCAUACUACUUCGCGAAGCGUAGCAUCAACGCCGACCGCCAAUCCCGCCUUGAGGAGCAGCGCAAGAAGAAGGCCAUGGUAGACUCACUCGAAUACUCCGAGAACGUCCCGACACGACCGCUAUCGUCGGCCACGAUGGGCGGAGGAGCAACGUCAAACAACACCCCAGCAAGGACCGACACGGCGGGCUCGCCGAGCCAGGAAUCUAGCAGUGACCCAGCGCCCACGAGACACGCACCAACCACUGAGGCCCAAAGGGUGUUUGAGAAGAGCAAGUACGAGUCUAGCGUGCCGUUUAAGAGCACGAAGGGGGAUCGCUUCUCUUGA